Molecule: messenger RNA, 1125 nt
Organism: Theileria orientalis strain Shintoku
Lineage: Eukaryota; Apicomplexa; Aconoidasida; Piroplasmida; Theileriidae
Exons: 3
Coding region: 1-1125 (374 amino acids)
Source: RefSeq, a predicted model, not a curated record
AUGAAAACUGCAAAGCGUCCUUCCUUAAAGUAUUAUAAUUCUAAGAACACACACUGUUCAUUUCUCCAUGAUGUUCUCCUUUUCCUCUCAUAUUUUAUAAACAAUUUUUUAUUUUUUUGUUAUGGUCAUAUUAUUUUAAACACCUUCAUGGCCUUUUUGAGUUGUAUAUACAAUGUUUACGACAACAAAUACAAAUUCACUACAAAAUUGGUCGAGUUGUCAAUAUCAUAUAUUAUUGUAUACACAUGGCUUUAUCGAUUCUCGAGUAAUUUUGAUGGAUAUGCUUUUCAUCACAUUUUUUACUACAAAUAUAGGAUUAUUAAUUUCCGUGAGAUGUUGUCUAGAGUUUUGGGAACAUUGGGUUCGGCAGCCUUGUUUGGAUGGCUCUAUCACCGUUUCUCUGAAGCCAAUAACGACUAUAAAGUUGACCUAAAGGCGACUCUAAAGAAGAUGAUUGACUCUAACGAACCUCUUACGAUUAUGGACUCGUUUGUUUAUCCGAUGUUUACUAAAAGCUCGAGGGAGGGCUUUUUCAAAAAGUAUGCCUCGACAGUCAUGUUCGAACCGCUGGGGAACGAUGAAAAGAACUACGAACUGCUCGAAAAGUACGUCGCCAUGCUGGUUGAAUGCUUUGUCGUUGAACUCACAUUUUCAGUCUUUGUAUACAUAAUGUCGUCCCUAGUGUUGAAGAUUAAGGGGUGCAACAAGUCAGUGCUGGCGUUUUCUUCCUUCGUCAGGAACGCCUUUGUGACCAGCGGAAACACCUUUUUGAAGAGCGUAGACGGAACAAUAACUCUUGAUGAGACAAGGUCGCUUGUUAUCUUCUUCAAUCAGCCUAAUGUGACAUUACUUGUAGUCAGACUGCUGGCAAACAUGGUCGGAGCAGUGAUGGUACCAUUGCUACUGCCGAUGCCGAAAAUAAUGAGCCUAUACGAUUACAAAGAUAUGUAUCCGAACUCAAAAUUGGUAAAAGGAGUGUCAAUAUCGGGAAUGACUGAACCUUAUUUUGUUAACAAUACGCUGAAGAAAACGGAGGUGUACUAUACACCCUGGCCUAAUAGCAUAAUGGGCAAAUACUUUUUAAAGCUGGAAACGUAUGUAAACAAUAAGAUAAAGUCAAAAUAA